Messenger RNA from Aspergillus wentii DTO 134E9, 1099 nucleotides. Its product is annotated as chromatin modification-related protein EAF6/MEAF6. The coding region runs from base 132 to 854 and encodes 240 amino acids. Gene Ontology annotation, cellular component: NuA4 histone acetyltransferase complex. The record is from RefSeq and is a predicted model, not a curated record. The transcript has 3 exons. NCBI's taxonomy places the organism in Eukaryota, Fungi, Ascomycota, Eurotiomycetes, Eurotiales, Aspergillaceae.
GAAGAUAAACCGCCAAUUCUCGUUGAUCGCCGCGUGGAUCGAGUAGAUAUUAAACCAACGCCCUAAUUGUUACUGCUAAAAUCUAACUACCCGUUCUUGCCUCAUACACCCGCGCGAACUGCGACGACAAAAUGGCCGAAAACGCACCUCCGGCAACAUCAGCAACCCCCAAUGGCGCGGGGACAUCAGCAACCGCGACGAACACAGGGACAUCAAAUUCGAAUGGUGCAGGUGCAGGUACAACAGCGGCGGCAGCGACAGCAACAGUCCCGGAACAAAAUGGGAACAACCGAGGCCUUCCUUAUUACGAAAAACUACGCCGAGAUCUCCGGGAUACAUUGCAAAAGAAACGAUUAAUGGAUAAGAGCAUGGCCCAACUCGAAGACCAAAUCUUCCGCUACGAACAAAACUACCUCGAAGAAACGACCGCAGGAAACAUCAUCAAGGGCUUCGAUAACUACAUCAAGGGAUCCUCGAAUACAGCCGGUCUAAGCGCUGGCGGACUCACCCUCACUGGGUCAAGUAUCGGGACAGCAAGAAGGAAAGCACAAGUGUCUGAUGUCGAUCGGGUGUUCUCUCGGAGUUCGGCCAGUUAUUUGCGUGAUUCACCCGCUCCAUCAUCCGCACAGACGACUCCCUCGCAUGCGCCGACGCCGUCAUCGACUACCAACGGACCGACCUCGAAAUCAAGCAACGGGGACGUAUCAUCCGCCGUCAAGUCAUCUUCGUCUAAAAACAACAAAAAGAAAUCCGGCGGAAGCUCGAAUAAAGACAAAAACAAUGAUGAAGACCUAGAAGAAAACGGAGAUAAACCGCCUACUAAACGAUUGAAGAUUAGCUAUGGACGGGAUUGAUUUCUUUUUUUUUUUCCAUAUUGUUGUUGAUGUUUUCUUGGCCUUUUCCGUUCAGGGUAUAGAAAAGGGUUUCCAUCGUUUCGGUGUUUGUGUCUGUGAUUAGGGUCUUUGGGAGCUGCUAGGCUAGGCGCUGUGGAUUGACAUUCGCAUAGUAUCUUUUUUAGGUGAUAUCCGGUGUACAUUAUUACGAUUUCAUCCCAAGACAUGUUUUGAUCUUGCAUAUUCCAAUUCCAUUAAUUUCGUAU